Molecule: messenger RNA, 675 nt
Organism: Arctia plantaginis
Lineage: Eukaryota; Metazoa; Arthropoda; Insecta; Lepidoptera; Erebidae
Source: the annotation of a GenBank genome assembly
AUGAUGCAGACGUGGCUACUGGUGGCAUGCGCGGCUGCGCUUGCAACGCUCACAAUGGCUCAGAAGCCGGGCCGCUUCCUCUCACUCCCCAACGCUCAGAAAUGUGCAAACAGGCCGAAAGAGUUCUUCUACCGAGGUCGCAACUACUUUUUCAGUGGUCACGUGCCAGCUCUCCGUGGCAAGAAGUUCGACUGGUUAGAUGGCCGAAAUCUUUGCCGUGAAUAUUGUAUGGACCUAGUUUCUAUGGAGACACAAGAAGAAAACAACUUGAUUUUCAAACUUAUCCAAGAAAAUGAUGUACCAUACAUAUGGACGUCAGGUCGUUUGUGUGAUUUUAAGGGAUGCGAAGGCCGCAAGGACUUGGAACCCAAAAACCUGUAUGGUUGGUUCUGGUCUGCCAACCGAGAGAAGAUCACUCCUACUAACCAGAUUGCCAAUGGGUGGGGCUACAACCCUUGGUCUCAGACUGGCCACAAGAAGCAACGCCAACCUGACAAUGCUGAGUUCGACAUCAACGGCACUACCGAAUCCUGCCUCAGUAUACUUAACAAUGUAUACAACGACGGUAUUGCUUGGCACGAUGUCGCCUGCUACCACGAAAAGCCAGUCGUCUGUGAGGACAACGAUGAACUGCUAAACUACAUCGCCAGCACCAACCCUGGCAUCCGCCUUUGA